GUGAUAACUCAAUUUUGAUUUCAGGAAGUAAAGCAGUCUGCUGCGUUCAUCCUCCUGCUGUUAUAAGACACAACAAGGCCCUGAAAGGCGAGACUGGAACCAAUUCAAUCAGAUAAACAAGGAUACUUGAUAUGAAUUGCUGUCUUGUUUUGUAAAUCAACUGUAUUCAUUGACUGGCGUCUUCCCAAGCCCCCCUCCUCACAAUGCCAGUGUUGCAGGUGACCAUACUGUGUUUGGCUGCAUUGAGCCUGAGCACAGCACUGGUCUGUCCAGAUGGAGGCAUGUGUGCGGAGAAAGACACCUGCUGCAAGAACACUGAGGGAGGCUAUGGCUGCUGCCCGCUACCAAAUGCUGAGUGUUGUUCAGACCACCUCCAUUGCUGUUACGAAGGGACUAUUUGUGAUUUGGUCCAUCGCAAAUGUGUAAAUAAAACGGUUUCCCUGCCAUGGAUUAACCGCCUUCCUACUACACAGCUGGAGGAGAGGGUGAAGGCAGUUAUUUGUCCUGACAUGGUGUCUGAGUGUCCGGAUGGCACCACCUGCUGUGAGCUUCCAGACAGCUCUUGGGGCUGCUGUCCCCUGGAGAAGGCAGUCUGCUGUUCGGACAAGAUGCACUGCUGCCCGGAGGGGACCAACUGUGAUCUUGUUCACUCUAAGUGUAUUUCCUCCACAUCAGAGCCCGUCCCAAUGUUUAAGAAGGUUCCUGCUAAAAGAAGACCAAAUAAUCCAGAAUCUCAAGUGGGUGCAAUAACUUGUCCUGGAGGAAGAAGCAGCUGCCCGGAUGAUUAUACCUGCUGCUUGCUUCCCACUGGAGACUAUGGCUGCUGUCCCUACCCUAAUGCUAUUUGCUGCAGUGACCAUGUGCACUGUUGCCCCAGUAACACCAUCUGUGACCUGAAGAAGGAAAUAUGCCAGUCUGGAGACACACUGAUGCCUCUGCUCAAGAAGAUUGCAGCCACCCCUAAUGAAAUUGCCUGUUCAGACCAAUUCAUUUGUCCUGAUGAGACAACAUGUUGCAAGAUGACCUCUGGAGAUUAUGGCUGCUGCCCCAUGCCUGAUGCUGUCUGCUGUGAUGACAACAUCCACUGCUGUCCUUCUGGUACGCAGUGUGACUCGGUCCAUAGCACGUGCCUUUCAUCUACUACCAACACAUCAAUGGUCAAUAAAAUCCCCGCUCUCAGGAAAGAACCGGCAAAGCUACAAACAGAAGUGGAUAAUGUUCCAUGCAACGGUUCAGUGGCCUGUGAGGAUGGAAACACCUGCUGCAAAAUGCUAACUGGUUCUUGGGCUUGUUGUCCACUUGCUGAGGCUGUUUGCUGUGAGGACCACCUGCAUUGCUGCCCCCAUGGCACGGUAUGUAAUCUGAAAGCCUCUACAUGUGACAGUAUGACUGGGAGUCUGGUGAUGCCCCUGGUCAGCAAAGAUCCAGUAGAGGGUAGCGACGACAUCGAAUGUGACAAAGUUUCAAGCUGUCCUGACGGACAUACGUGCUGUAAGACCAGCACUGGAGAAUGGGCCUGCUGUCCCCUGCCUGAGGCUGUUUGCUGUGAUGACCACAUUCAUUGCUGCCCUCAUGGGACAGUGUGUAACCUGGCUGCACAGACGUGUGAUGACCCCUUUAGAGUGAGGCCGCCUGUGUCCUGGGUGGAGAAGGUCCCAGCUCUGACCUCAGAGGCUGAGAAUGAAAAAUGUGACAAACAAACCAUGUGUCCUGGAGGCACCACCUGCUGCAAGAAGACCUCCGGACAGUGGGCCUGCUGCCCUCUACCUCAGGCUGUGUGCUGUAAUGACCAUGAGCACUGCUGCCCUAAAGGCUAUAAGUGUAAUGUGGCCGAGCAGACCUGUGAUAAACCUGGAGAGGUGAGCCUGCCGUGGGUGCAGAAGACCCCCGCUCUACUAAAGGAGACACUCCAGACCCUGGCUGUGCCUGCUCCGUCCAGUACCAUGUGUGACCACCACACUAGCUGCCCACGAGACACUACCUGCUGCUUCAUGAAGAACACUCACAAGUGGGGCUGCUGCCCUGUACCACAGGCAAUUUGCUGCGAUGACGGAGAUCACUGUUGCCCACGCGGCCACACCUGUGAACCUCAUCGCUCGUCCUGUUCUAAAGGACCUCAUGUGAUUCCCUGGCUCACCAAACUGGGCGCCUUUAACGAAUCCAACUCUGUGACAGACGUCAAGUGUGACGACAAGAGCAGCUGUGCCUCUGGAACAACCUGCUGUAAGCUGCCCACAGGAGACUGGGGCUGCUGUCCACUGGUCAAGGCGGUUUGCUGUGAAGACCACGAGCACUGCUGUCCCCAGAGCUACACCUGUAACAUGCAGACAGGCACCUGUGAGAAGGCAGGCUAUGGGACCGCCCCCUUCACUGUUCCACAGCUCAGAGUCGUCCCACUGAAGCAAGGGGACAUGGAGGGUGACGAGGAAGUACCUUGUGACAGCUCAGGAAGCGUCUUUUGUCCCAAACAGGACACCUGCUGCCAGACCUCAGCUACAGAGUGGGCCUGCUGCCCCUCACCUGGGGCCGUGUGCUGCCCUGAUCUCAAACACUGCUGUCCAGCUGGGUUCUCAUGUGACCCGACCACAGGAGAGUGCACUCAGACAAACCUACUGACCUGGGACCCUCUCCUCCAGAACAGAAGAAGAGACUUUCGCCGUCCUGGACUCUAACCACAAGUUGUACUUAGGUUAUUAUACGAAUCUACAGAUGUUUGACAGCCAGGCUUGUUUAAGAUGUUGCCCAUUUAAAUAAGUUAUUUUUUGCACUUAAGAGCUUUUUUGGUGUUAAUUUUGAAGAUUUGAUGUUUUAAUUUUAUUUGGUGACUUGUGAUCUCUAUAAUGUAAUUGGCCAUCCCAUUAACAUUUCUUGUAUCAGAUCUAUCAUACAGAACAUAAAUGAGAGUAAAUAAGAUGCAGAUGGAGGCAAACGGAAAACAUGUUUAAUAGCAGACUAGUGUAAUUGUUUUGUUGGGAACAUUGUUUCCACCAUCAGGUUUGUCUAAAAAGUGAAUGUAAUUUGACACAGAUGCGUUUUAUACAUAAGGAUAGAUAAUAUUUUUGUUGUUUCAACAAAAAAAAAAGUGAAUCAUGAAAAAAAAAAAAGACUUUUUUUUGUUGUUCCUUUUUAUAAUGAAUGCAGUGUGAUUUGAUUUGACUUUUUUGUGAUGAUUCAAAUAGAUACAUAUAUUCAAUUAUUUUAUCAACUAGAUUUAGGACAGCUUGUGCCUUCUUAAUCAUUCCUGCAAGAGGUACCAGUCUCCACUUUUCACCUGGGAUAUACGGAUGUGCUGUUUUUGGGACGUAGGAUUUGAUGUUUAUUUUAACUGCAGCCAAAAGAUGUGAGCCAAAUGCAUGUUAUUGUCAUGAGAAGACAAAGGCUGGCAGUGCAGUGUUGGCAGUGCGAUGUAAACAGAGGUAUUGAGAAAAGGCUGUUUGAGAGAGUGCCAACCAAGACAGUCUUUGUUGGAAUACUUCACUGACUUUGCCUUCUACCUCGUCUCACACCGCAAUGUUAUAAUUAUUUUAGGAUAUUACGAUUUUUUUUUGUGUUAGGUUAGGAAAAACGGAUUUACUUUGCUACUGAACUGCAAAUUUUAAAAGCUUUUGUGGGUCUUAUCGUUGGUUAACAGUAUAAGAACUUGAAGCCCUAACUUAUCAUAAAAAAAUUUAUCCAACAGCAAGCAAAUAUUUUAUACUUGAUAUACUUUAGUAUACAAGUGCAACUUAAACUUUAUAUUAUGGAAAAUUGUGUUUUAGUAGUUCAAAUGUUCAUAUAUCAAAUGUGUGUAGGUUAAUUAGACACUCAAUUGUAAAAAUCUCGGCCUUAAUCACUUAUCUGUGGCUUUCAGAGUGAUGAAAGUUUAGCACCGUUUGAUUCAAAACAGGAUAUGUCUUUUUAAAUGGGCAGACGUUAAGAUAUCACUUAUAAACAGGAAGUUGAAGCCCAUGAAUAAUUCUCAAAUCCGGUAUCACAAAGUAUCAAGAAUAUUUAAUUAUAUCACUAUUGUAAUCACUAUUGUUUAUACGUGCUUUGUGCUUCCUUCUAAAUCCACAUGAUGAAUUGAACUUAACCUUAGUAAACAAACUACUGAAAUAUUUUUCCACAUUAUAUUUUUUAGGUUGCACCUGUAAAUGACAUUUCAAGCAUGCACCAAUCAUUUCAGUAUGAUCAUUUUGUCACUAAUUUCAAACGUUCUUAUGCUGAAGGAGAAGACUGAAUACUUGUGAAAUAAAACUGUUUAAAAUUA
Messenger RNA from Periophthalmus magnuspinnatus, 4249 nucleotides. It is a transcript of the gene grnb, whose product is annotated as granulin b. The transcript has 17 exons. The record is from RefSeq and is a predicted model, not a curated record. Gene Ontology annotation, cellular component: extracellular region. Lineage: Eukaryota; Metazoa; Chordata; Actinopteri; Gobiiformes; Gobiidae. Bases 204 to 2672 code for a protein of 822 amino acids.